AUGGUCCAGCAUCUCUUUAAGCAUGCUCAGUUGAUUGCAGCUUCCUAUGGAAGCAUCGUGUGUGUCUUUGAGCCCGUUCAGCCCCCAGAUCAGAAGGACACAUCGCCGCCUAAGUUGAACUGCCAGUGGCAGAAGACUGGUCAAUUUGUGUUGAAGUCUAUGGUACGGAACCUGGCCUGGCACCCCACAGGCAGCACCCUCCUAACAGGCUCGAGUAGCCUCCAGUUGUGGUCUCAUAUAGAUGAAGUGAACGAUGAAGCUGAAGAAGAAGGAGGAAGGCAGAAAGAGAUGACCAUAGGAGACUUUCUUUCAGCCUGGAGGUGCAUCUGGGAGAGCAAGACAGCCUCUCCAGUGAGUUUAAUGAAGUUCUCUCCUGAUGGGGAAUUCUUUGCUACUGCUGGACAGGAUGACUGCCUGGUAAAGGUCUGGUACAGCACCGGUAAGUGGAAGUUGGGUGUUUCCAGACUCUUCACACCUCCAGAGUCCAGUGACAGUUUCCAGGCAGAGCUGGCCUUCUCCUUUGUGUACCUGGCCCACCCCCGCUCUGUAACAGGCUUCUCCUGGAGGAAGACCAGCAAGUACAUGCCACGAGGUGCAGUGUGUACUGUUCUGCUCACCUGCUGUAAGGACAGCGUGUGUCGGCUCUGGGCAGAGACGCUGUUGCCGGGUGACAGCCUCCUCUCAGGUUACCACAGCAACCACACUUCUGGCCAACACAAUGACACACCCAGAUCUGCUGGCCCUUCUUGGAAAAACGCCUGCAAUGGGAAGUCGCAAGGAAAAAUGGCACAGGGAGUAAGUUAA
Notothenia coriiceps (black rockcod) is the source of this 804-nucleotide messenger RNA. Its product is annotated as dmX-like protein 1. Gene Ontology annotation, biological process: vacuolar acidification. The record is from RefSeq and is a predicted model, not a curated record. Gene Ontology annotation, cellular component: RAVE complex. The transcript is spliced from 7 exons. Gene Ontology annotation, molecular function: protein binding. NCBI's taxonomy places the organism in Eukaryota, Metazoa, Chordata, Actinopteri, Perciformes, Nototheniidae. The coding region runs from base 1 to 804 and encodes 267 amino acids.